AUGCAUCGAUUCCGCAAGUGGUCUGAUCCAAGGAAGAGUGCUGUACCGGAGAACGCUAGGAAUAUUCCUAGGGACAGAAGUCAGCAGGCGCCAGAAGUCCCAGCCUUACCACCGCCCAGCGACUUUCGCACUUCGCUCAUCCUACCCGACCUUUCUCGUCGUUUCUCCUUAUUGCGCACCUCGACUGGUGACUUUGUCCCGCUGGACGACUUACGGAGUAAAUUCGCUGAGCAACGUGCGCGAGGAAGUGAGAACGCCAUCAGCCAGGAGGAGGAGGAUAUGUUACUCGCGACACUUGGUCGUCUCCGUCAAAAGACCUCCAUCACUUCCUCUUCAUCGCUCGGAGGAGGCGAAUCAGGCUAUAACUCCAGCCAGUCAAACUCCGUCCGUUCGAGUGAUAUCACUGUCAGCUCGUCGGCUGGCAGCUUCACUUCGCGCGCAAACAGGAGGAGGAGCAACAACUUGUUUGGAAGUGGGCGGUUUGCGGAUGAGGCGUAUCUUCGACACGCGCAGAAGGAGAGAAAGGGUUCAACGCAGAGCAGUGUCCUCUCUGGAGCUGGCUCGCGCUCUGGAUCAGAUGCGACGAGCAGCACGUACAAGAACACGGACUCUGCGGUAGAGGGCACAGCAGUAGAGGGUGCGGCUCUCGAACGUACUCUCAGCAAGAUGCUACCCCGCAACCAACUCCAUCGUGCGAGUAUGGCGCUCGACGAGGUUAUCAGGGAGAUUGAAGAGGAAGCCGAAGACGGCGAGGAUGAAGGCGAUGAUAAAGUGCUUGUCCCGCGCUCUCCCAUUGAUGCACGUACUGCUGCGUCUGUCACCGCCACGGCGUAUACGUCGGAAGACCGCUCGACGCCCUCGCCCUACCCGCGUUCAAGCGACGCUUCCCCUACGCCUCGUUUACCCGGGUAUAUCCCCGGCAUGCCGCGACCGAUGACGCCGAGGGAUUGGGAGGAUGGAGCAUAUGAUAGCGCCACACCGCGGGCGACGUCUCCGCAGAACAACGGGCCUCUUGGAUCGCUGAGACGUGACGCUACAGCACGCGCCGCGAGUCCUUUGAUGCUUAGCGCGUUCAUGCCUAUACCCGCCAACGGUCAUCGGGACUCAGACAACGAGCUGGGCUACUCAAAUGGCCGGCAGACGCCGGACGCCACAGUGCGCGCGCGAGGGCACGCACGGCACGAUAGUGCCCUCUCAUCUUCGUCUGGUCCUGGAGCCGAACCGGACGACUCGUUCAUGGACUUUGGGACCCCUCCCGACGCGUCAAUCUUGGGCGACCGCAUGCGUCCUAAAUCGCCCUUUGCAGGCGGCUCGCGACCGUCUACGCCAUCUAACAUCACUUGGCGUACACCUGCGAGUCCUGCGUCGUCAUCGUUCGUGCCGGGGCAUAGCAGGAACGGCAGCGCAGCAUCCGACGUGAGCUCGAACGCAGCGGCUGUAUACGGGCGCAGAAGGAGCGGAAGUGUACAGGGCUAUAACAACUUCACUUACUCCGAGCCUGUCGAACGUGCUACGUCGCCCUUAGGGGCAAGAUCCCUCCGCUCACCGCCAUUACCUGACUCGCCCACCGGAGGCGCGGCGUUCGCCCCGUUUGCUGCACCUGACCCAAGGAGACCGCCGAGUGUCAACUCAGGUUUGGAGUUGGGCAGUCCGGCUGCACUUGUACAUAGGCAAUUGCGCUCGCCUACGCCGACGAACGCGAAUGCCGUCAUCAAUGUAGCCCCGCUGAGACCGAGAAGUCCAGCGUCCCCUAUCCGGCCACGAUCACCAGCUUCGCCCGUAGGACGUUCACCAGCCUCGCCCGUCUACUCGGAUUUCGGCGUCGAUAGAAGCGCAAACAACUCCCGCGCAUCCUCUCGCGCUGGUCAGUAUGCGCUGAGGAAUGGAGGAGGCUUCUCGUUGAACCAAGGCCCGCAUGCAUUAUUGUUGAGUCCGACGUUUGGGAAUAGUUCGAGGGAGAGUUUGGAGAGUACGGGGAGCAGUUAUCAUUCGAGGUCAGGGUCGGGAGACAAGGCGAAGGACGGGUUUGGAAGUGGGAUUGGGGAGGGAUUAUUGAGCGCUAUGGAGCCUUUGAGGCCGCAGUGGCAUGAACUUGAGGUCACGCCGUCCACAUCUACCUCAACGUCUUCCGGUCUUGGAUUAGGCCUCGGAAUCAGCAUCGGCAACGUCGGAAAUGGAGACGUGGGAACGAUGAGUGCCGAACAAGCCGAGGAACAUAUCAGACGGCUCGCGGGGUUGACGAGGGGAGAUUUUGUCAAGAUGCAGGAGAGGCUGGUUGGGCAUGCGAAUGCCAAUGAGGUGCAUAGAGAGAGAAGGGACUCCUUAAAGAGGAGGAGGAGAAGUUUGAGUGCCAGUCAAAGUUCGGCGCCUAAGUUCGCUGAGGCAGCGCCGGAGCCCAUGCGCGUGAUGUCUCCGAUUGAUCCUCGGGCGAAUGCUCUUCUCGAAUCUCUGGUGGAUGACAGGAAGCCCGUGCGACCCUCAGAACCACCUACCAUAUCGGUCACACUUCCAGUCACACAGCAACGUUCAAUAUCGCCUUCGCCGUCACUCGCUUCCAGCCCUAGUCUAAAGCGUCGCCGCGCCGCCCUCGCCGACGCUUUGUUUGGUGGGACGGAGUUCGAUGACUCGCGCGACGUGGUGUCUCCAUUACAGCCGUCGCCUUCAAUCCUACCUCUUUCCCUCGAAGGCCAACGAUCUGCUUCGCGCUCACCAGACAUUGAGCGCCGUGAGCCACGUUCGCCUGACUUCCAGCCUGCUGUAAUCUCGCCUUCCGACCCUGCACCAGACAGCCAUACUUUACUGUCUUCGCAAGCAGAAGAAGUCAACGCGGAACGCUCGCCCGUCUUUGCUCGGUAUGAGCGUCCCUCGAGCCCGGCUACGCCACAGCGUUCAGAACGGACUUUACGGUCCCCUAUCACCGCACAGCACGAUCGCGAGGUGUUGAGCUCUCCAACGAAGCAGUCGCCCCCCUUCGCGCAUCAGCAGUACGAUCCGGUCUCGCCUUCGGCUUCUUCUCCCGCACUACCCCUGGGCAACCCUACUGAGCUCGCGCUCGAGGUGCAGCGCCGAACCGAUGUCGCCAUGGCCAUGAUAAACAAGAGCCCUUCCAGUCCACAUCUUCCCGAACAGCCGCAUAUUACACCCAAGAAACGCAUCGACGUCAACUCGAUCUCGCGGCCACAAUUGAAAUGGGCCUCGACGAGCGUCGAGACAAUACCGAUCCCGCAGAACGCUGUGACUUCUCCUUCUCCCGUGCCGGCCUCCGCGUCAACCUCCGCGUCCAUGUCCGCGGCGACUGGCUCAAAGCUCGGCGGGAGAUUCAAGAAACUUCGCGGUACCUUGCGCGCGAAGCCAGUAGUGCCCACUGGCGAAGAAGUCUCGCCGUUCACACUGAUGACGCCUGGACCCACCUCUGCAUCUGCUUCUGCAUCUCUUGCCUCGCCUUCGGCACAGUCCAUCAUGUAUAACCCUGGACAACUUGCGCCAUCUGCACCUUCCGUACCGCAAUCGGCACGCGCUGCCGACUUCGACGAUCGUCUUCAAGGGUACUCGGUCACCACGCCUCCUGCUUCUGCGGGACCAGGGCUGAAGGGCUUUAUGUCCCGCUUCCGCAAGAAGAGUCUUCACGAGUCCGCGGAGUCCGAGUCCCUCAAUGCUCGGGCUGCAGCACAGUAUGGAGCCAACACUGUGGGCCGAGUCGGAGGCGCACCAACGCAUCUCGCUCCCGGUCGCCCGACACAGGUGCAGAUGAACAUCAGUCAGGAGGUGCACUCUGCGCCGGCGCACAAGCCCGCGUUCUCUUCCGACUCUACUUCCGCUUCGUCCUCGGCCCCUCGGCGUAGCUCUUCCAUGCGCGUUACGGGUCGUGGCUCCAGUGAGGCGUCGCUCAGCCGAAGCGCGACCAUGCGCGCGGCAAUGAUGACUUCGCCUCACGGUCGUGUGACACCCUCGCCGGUGGCUGAAGAUGACUACUCGCCUCGGGAGCAGGAGCAGGAGCAGCCGGGCAACGACCAGGCGGCACUGAGGCAGCUCUUCGAUGCGGCCUCCAAUCUGGGACUCGACCAAGACGCGCUGUCGGAUCUUCUUUCGCGCUCGACUUCUCUCUCUACGAAACGGACAACGGGUGCCUCCAAAGCUCCGAAGCAUGUGUCCGGCCAAUCUUGGGUCGACCCCUCGCGCGCUACCUCGCCGUUUGCAGCAUCCGCCCGUGCAAUGUCUCCCGUCUCAGACAGCGGCCGUCAGAGUCUGGACCAGACUGUGCGUAUGCCGCUUCAGCAGACGGCCAAGCCCGAAGCUAGCCCCGCACAAAACCCUGUUGUUCGCAAGCAAGCUGCUCGUAAAUCAGCCACGCCAACUGAGGCAUCGCGACGUAGCACCGUCGUACGGCGCACGAUCAUCAUGCCUUCCGAUCUGCAAAGUCUAAAGGAGUUGCGUCAGUCCACGUUCGGCGGAUCAGGUAGCCCUCAGCCCCCGCUCCCCACGCGCAAGGGUUCGACGCGCAGUCGCAGGCGCUCCGCUGGUGCGGCUUCCGUGCUGUCGCCUUCUGUUCACGAUCGCGUGCCGACGCCGCCCCCGCCAAAGUCGCCGACAGGCAUGCGAUUCUCAACGGACUCGUCGCCGCCUCUGCCUCAGAUGCCCUUCUCGGUACCCCAGCGUGCAGACUCGUCGGGCUUCCUCGCACCCCCACAGCCUAUCGAAAAGUCAAACUCGACAUACGACUCACUAUAUGAUAUGUAUACGAGCGAUAGCAAGCCCACGAUCUUGACGGUCGACACCGACCCUGACACGUCGGGUGGUAGUCUAGGCCUCGACGCACUCAAUAACCUCGAGCCUGGCUCAGCGGUGGAAGUAUUGGAGAUGGCGAACGGCGAGACUGUCUGGUCGAUCGUCAAUGGUCUACGAGACCCUGACGCACUUGAUGCUGAAGAGGCCUUCUAUGGCAAUCGGGCCAGUUUCAUGUCAGAGUACUCGAUGCGCGAUGAUGAGGGCGUACAAGUUUACUUCAAGGAACAUGCUCGCAAAGGAUCAAAGGACAGUGCGAGCUCGUUCCUCUCGCGCCAUAAAGCACAACAAGAACCGUCCAAACGGCCCGAGACAAAGGUCUUCUACAGUUCUACGGCACAGAUCGGCCGCCUCAUUGAGAACCUGUCAUCUGGCUUGGGCGUCGACUCUGGCUCAUUCAACAUCGUACCUGGCCCUGGUGCACCUCGCUCGUACCACUCGGAGUCUUCUGCCAACUGGACAGUUGAGGAGCGUAUUGAACGUAUGCUUGCUUCUAACAGUAACUACUGA
This is a messenger RNA of Peniophora sp. CBMAI 1063, 5292 nucleotides long. The record is from the annotation of a GenBank genome assembly. NCBI's taxonomy places the organism in Eukaryota, Fungi, Basidiomycota, Agaricomycetes, Russulales, Peniophoraceae.